AUGUCCUACAACCAGUAUGGGGGAAACCCUUACGGUAUGCCCCCAGGCUAUGGUGGUUACGGCGCACCACCACCGGGCAUGAAUGCGCCUCCAGGUUUAGGCGGCCCUCCUGGCAUGGCUGCUCCUCCCGGCAUGGGCGCCCCUCCAGGUAUGCAGCAAGCCAACGCUCCCCAAUCUGGGCGUCCUGGCGGCUUACCCGCCAGCUUUCAGGCUCCCGCCAAUAUGCCGAAUAUCAACUUCAACGCGCCCGUCAUCCGACUUGGAACGAGUACGCCGACGACAGAGGGUGGAAGAGGUGACCGAUCACAAGCCUCCGGUGGUAGACCUGGCCUUGGUAUGGAACGAGGGUCCGACCAAGGGCGAGGCGCUGCGAGAGAAGCUCCCCAAAUAUUAAUUCCGCCAACUAGCGACGAGAAGCUUCGGACGAUUAUGCUUCAUCAGGUUCCGGACGGCGUUCGCGGCGAUGAGGGCGUCCAGAAGCUUCUAGGUGCUGUUGGAGUCUUGCGCAAAUGGGAAUCUGCUGCCAGCGUGAUGGAUGACCACAAAGGCACAAGGUUUGGUUUCGCCCUGUUUGAUGACGCCGAGUCGCUGUCCAACGCUGUCAAGCUACUUCAUGAGCAGGAUGUAGAAGUCCCUGUUGAGCGACAAACUGGGUCGAGUGACGCGCCUCCCGAAGACGAUACUUUCGAGGGCAUUAAAAAGACGACGCUCCAGGUUGCAGUUGAUCCUACCACGCUCAAGUAUGCCGAGUCUUUUGAGGAGAGCAGAGCGGAGAACCCGGCUGCUCUGAGGAAACUGGAGGCUGCUCAAACAGCUCUCAAACAGGUUUUACGUGAAUUAUUUUAUCCCCCAAUCAGCAAUGGCAUGGAUGCUGAGGGUGACACUGCCAUGAAGAAUGAUGCGGACGAGAAUGUGGAAGUUGUCAAUAUCUCUAUAGCACAAGAAGAUGAGCUGGCUGACAUCCCCGCCGAGAUGCGAGAGGUCGUCGCUGGAGAAAUUGCUGCGUUCCGUGAAAGGAGUAACCAGAGAGAUUUGGAGCGGCUAAGAAAGGAGGAGGAGAUGGAGGAGAUGGAGAGGCAGAGGAACGGAGUAUCACGCCCGUCGCUAGGAGCUAACACCAUUCCCCUGGGGCCAAGAGGAGCGGUACCAAACGCUCCUUCCGGACCCAGGGGCCAGAACGGACACAAUCGCGUGUCAUUUGUUAACGGCGAAUUUGGCAUCAACCGCGCCGAGGAAGAUUCAGACGCUAGUGAUGAGGAAUUGAACCAGAGACACCUGAAGGCGCAACAAACGGAUGAUGAGAAGGCAUACAUUGAUGCCGAACGGAAAUGGGCGAACAGAGAAAGGUCGAGACAGUCAGCGCUGGACCGAGAACAAGACCGCGAGAAACAAGAAGCCGAAUCUGAGCAGCGCAAAAAGGAUGAGCAUCUGGACAUGGACAAAUCAUGGGACGAUGAACGAGAGGCUAGCCGCAAGUCACAUCCGUAUUACCGCGACCACGGCAACUGGGCCAGAAAACGAGGUGUAGACCGGGGAGAUGAAGAGGCAAAAGACGAUGCCGAUCGACGAGCUGAGAAUGACGAGCGCCGUAGAGAACAAGCGCAGCUUGAGAAGGCUAGGGGCAUGGCCGACUCGUUCUUGGAUCAGCAAGCCGAAGAGAUGGACCGUCGCGAAGCGGCUGCCGCUGUUGCUCCUCAGCCUUUCAAGCUGUCUCUCGGGGCAGCUGCACAAAAGGCGCAGGCAUCCAGGGUACCGCAGCGCCGCACAAUUGCCGAAGUGGAGGGUCUGCUGGACGACGAGGAUACAGAACAGUCUACGAAACGCCAACUCAUUCCUAUUCAAAUGGAGCCUAUAUCUGGCGCUGCUGCCAUGACAGAGGAAGAGAUAUCACAGGCUGUCAGAGCAUUGGCCCAAGAGAUUCCGUCGGAGAAAGAAGGUCUAUGGAACUGGGACGUCAAGUGGGAUUACAUGGACGACGCCGUCAUACGGGACAAGUUGCGGCCGUUUGUUGAGAAGAAGGUUGUGGAUUAUUUGGGUGUCCAGGAGGAGAUGUUGGUGGAGGCAGUGGAGGAGCAUCUGCGAAAGCAUGGUACUGCGCCUGCGUUGGUGGAAGAGCUUGAAGGGGCGCUGGAUGAGGAUGCAGAGGAUCUGGUCAAAAAGUUGUGGCGGAUGGUGAUUUUCUUUACGGAGAGUGAGAAGCGUGGACUGCCAGCAUGA
Molecule: messenger RNA, 2217 nt
Organism: Pochonia chlamydosporia 170
Lineage: Eukaryota; Fungi; Ascomycota; Sordariomycetes; Hypocreales; Clavicipitaceae
Product: RNA-binding protein RBM25
Exons: 4
Coding region: 1-2217 (738 amino acids)
Biological process (GO): mRNA processing
Cellular component (GO): spliceosomal complex
Molecular function (GO): mRNA binding
Source: RefSeq, a predicted model, not a curated record